Molecule: messenger RNA, 2874 nt
Organism: Helianthus annuus (common sunflower)
Lineage: Eukaryota; Viridiplantae; Streptophyta; Magnoliopsida; Asterales; Asteraceae
Product: disease resistance protein At4g27190
Exons: 1
Coding region: 1-2874 (957 amino acids)
Molecular function (GO): ADP binding; protein binding
Source: RefSeq, a predicted model, not a curated record
AUGGAUGCUAUUGUUUCUGCUGUAAUUGAUGGCGCUAAAAUAAUGUUUAAGUUCACCUGGUCAAGAAUCAAGACUCUUUCCAAAUGUGGAAAGAACAUUCUUGAACUCAGGGAACAGUUUGGAAACCUCAUGGACAAAAAGUUGUUAAUCGAAGAAGAUAUCACCUUAGCCAAAAUGGAAGGGAAAACUCCAAAACCGCAAGUGAUUGAAUGGUUGAUGAAGGUUUCUCAAGCAGAAGAUGUUGUAAGGCCGCUAUUAGAGAUGCCUAACAAGAUGAUGCUCCGGUACCGCAAGUGUUGGAGACUGUCAAAGAAACUUGAUCUGGUGAAGGAGCUGAAUUCUAUUCAUUUUGAAACUGUUGCCACUGAAAGAAGCUCUCCAAUAAAUUCAGUGGUGGAAAUUGCAGUGUCGCCUCUUGUGGGGCAGGGGGCAGCAUCAAAUAUGAAGCGGCUUUUGGAAAUCCUAAACAAGGAUGAUAACAGAAGGAUUGCUGUCUGGGGAGAGGGUGGCAUAGGGAAGACGGCUUUGAUCAUGAACUUGAACAAUGAGCUGUGCAUUUCCUCCACGAAUUCUUUUGAUCUUGUUAUCUGGGUUCAAGUUUCAAGAUCAUCAGAUUUGAGCACAAUUCAGUCUCAGAUUGCCAAGAGAAUCCAUUUAAAAGUGGAAGCAGGUGACACCACAAACAGUAUAGCUAGCAGAAUUCUUCAAAGACUGAGGCUGAGAAGGAAGAUCCUCCUGAUCCUUGAUGAUGUAUGGGAAAAGAUUGAUCUUGAUGCUGUGGGUAUUCCAUCAAGAGAGCCUUUCUGUAAGAUCCUUUUAACCACCCGAUCUCGUGAUGUGUGUAGACACAUGGCUGUUGAUUUUUCUUUUCAGGUAAAUCUCAUGAGUGAAGAAGAUUCUUGGAAUCUUUUUGCUGAAAGUGUUGGAGCUGUGGUACAUUCAGAUGGGAUAGAAUCUCUAGCAAGAAAAAUGGCUGCAAGUUGCCAUGGGCUGCCAUUGGCAAUCAAGACUCUUGGAAACUCCAUGAGGGACGUUUCACAGGUUGAGUUGUGGGAAAAUGCAUGUCUUAGGUGGCAGAGCUCAUCACCUUUGUUCAAUAACAUCAAUCAAGAAGUCUAUCAGCAUCUGGCAUUGAGUUAUCAUUCCUUACCAAGUAAGGAUCUAAAGCAAUGCUUUCUUUAUUGUUCUUUGUACCCAGAAAGCGUCUCAAUAAAUGUUGGUGAACUAAUCCAAUGUUGGGUGUCUGAUGGCUUAAUCAUUGGGAAUCAAACCGUAGAACAAACUUUUAAUUAUGGGAUUGCUUUAGUUGAACGCCUGAAGAACUUGGGCCUACUUGAUCACGAUGCAGCAGUAGGAACAGUGAAACUACAUGGCAUUGUUCGUGAGUUAGCCAUACGUCUUUCUAAGAGUGAAGAACUGUUUGGAUUUCAAUCUCAGUGCAACUCUCCAUCCUAUCAGAUGCCAAAUAAGUCUUCUAAAAGAGUUUCUUUAGUACGCUGCGGGAUCACAAAGUUGCCGGUAUUUCCUCUGUAUUCUCUGCUAACUGUUCUGUUUCUCCAAGAUAAUCCUAUAAAGGAUAUUCCAAAUGAGUUCUUUCACAAUCUCAAGUAUCUAAGAGUACUAAAUUUAAGCAAAACUCAAAUUACUUCUUUGCCCUCAUCUUUACUUUGCCUGAGUGAACUGCGUUCCCUCUUUCUGAGAGACUGUUCAAUAGAAAAGCUACCUUCUCUUAAAUCUCUCGGUAAACUCUUAGUUUUAGACCUUUCUCGAACCCAGAUAAAAGCUCUUCCUGAAGGGUUAGGAAGUCUACAUAGUCUAAGAGAAUUAGAUUUGUCAUGCACACACUUUUUGGAGAGGAUAAUAGCUGGAAGCAUAUCAGGACUAUCAAGUCUUGAGACUCUGAAUAUGUCAUGUAGUGCUUUCAGUUGGAAUCCCAAGAUGGGUCAUGCAGCUGCUCAAAGAGCAACGUUUGAGGAGUUAUCAUCAUUGGACCACCUUUCGGCCCUUCAAAUAAGGCUGGACACAGUCGAGUGUCUUGCACAUGCAUCUUGUUGGCUCAUGAAAUUAAAAAGAUUUGAUAUUCAGAUUAGUCCAUGGACCCAAGACCCAAACUAUCAUAUUGCCAAAGACAAUGAAAAGAGAUUGGGUCUUAGAGGAGUUAAUCUUCUGCAAGAAGAUUUUAAAGAUUUUCUACACAACAUAAAUUCUCUGGAUGUGUUAACGUGUGUAGGCUUGACCCGGAGACACUUGCUUAGCCUAUCAUCAUUGAUAUCACUCACUAUAUCAAACUGCAAUGAUAUAUCAUGUUUAAUAAGCAAGGAAAGAAGUUCCAAGGAAAUGUUUCCAAAUCUAAAGCACUUGGUUCUUGAUCAUUUGCAAAGUUUAGAGACCAUUGUUGAGGGGAUUAUCCGGAGAGGUGUAUGCCUCAGAAAGCUGACAACGAUUCAAGUUUUGGAUUGCCCAAUGUUAAAAGUAGCCGUAUCUUAUGCAAUGCUUCGUCAUGUUAAAAGUCUUGAAGAAGUUAAGGUAAGCGGUUGUAAAAACAUGUCUUGUAUCAUCUAUUCAGGGGAGCAUCAAGAAACUGUUCCUAAUUUGAGGGUCUUAGAAAUGAACAACAUGGCCAAUUUGAGGUCAAUCUGUGAUGGUACAUCAGUUUGUCCUGCAUUGCAGCGCAUUGAAGUUUCUUCUUGUCCCGAGCUGAAGGAACUUCCUCUCUCAAUCUCUAAUAUAUGUAGUUUGAAAGAGAUUAAAGGUGAGAUCAAAUGGUGGAACAAUCUAAGAUGGGAUGAUGAUGAUGCUAAGAACAUGUUUCUGCAAUACUUUCAAGUAUGUCCUGGGGAGAACUACUCAUGCAUGAAAGGUAAAUACAAGUAA